Molecule: messenger RNA, 912 nt
Organism: Acanthosepion pharaonis
Lineage: Eukaryota; Metazoa; Mollusca; Cephalopoda; Sepiida; Sepiidae
Source: the annotation of a GenBank genome assembly
AUGUUAAACGCAUCAGAACGUUCUUGCCUCCUUACGCUCCCUUUAUUUCCUACUUUCUUCAAUCCUUCUUGCUUUCUUUCGAUCCUUUUUGGUUUUCUUUUCUUCUUACUUUAUUUUAUUUAUUUUUUUCUUCAUUUCUUUCUUUUCUUUCGUUACUUUCUUUCUUUAUUUCUUUCGUUCAUUACUGUCUUUUAUUGCUUACUUUAUUUUUUCUUUCUUUCUUUCUUUACUUUUUCUUUUUUUCUUUACUUUUUCUUUCUUUCUUUACGUUUUUUUUCUUUCUUUACGUGUUUUGUCUUUCUUUUUCUCGUCUUUUCUUUCUUGUCUUUUCAUUUUUUCUUGUCUUUUCUUUCUUUCUUUCUUGUCUUUUCUUUCUUUUUUGUCUUUACUUUUCUUUUUUGUCUUUACUUUUCUUUCUUUUUUGUCUUUACUUUUCUUUCUUUCUUUCUUGUCUUUACUUUUCUUUCUUUCUUUCUUGUCUUUACUUUUCUUUCUUUCUUUCUUUCUUUCUUUUCUUUCUCGGUUAGGGUUAUGUUGGUCCUGAAUUUGUCCUCCCACUUUUCUCUCUCUCUCUCUCUCUCUCUCUCUCUCUCUCUCUCUCUCAACAUAGCAAGCUCAAUUGUCACGGACAACACCGACGCCACAAAAACAAAUCCCGACCACAUCCCCGCUCUGAUGUCAAGCAUUUACACACAUUUGUCAAAAUCUUCUUCACUUUUUUCCCCCAAUUCUUCUUUCUCCAAAGUUUUGUCACUUCUUCUUCCUCUCACAUUUAACCUGUUAAUCCAUUCCUCAAUUUUCAUCGUCAUAGUCUUCCAUUUCUUCUUCCUUCUCUCACGUGUUGAUUACGGCAAUAGCUGUCUGAUUAAUUCAGAAUUAUUCUUCGUCUCGUCUUUGGGAAAGGCUGUUUAG